This is a messenger RNA of Micropterus dolomieu (smallmouth bass), 2498 nucleotides long. RefSeq names its product arsenite methyltransferase (gene as3mt). Gene Ontology annotation, biological process: arsonoacetate metabolic process; toxin metabolic process. NCBI's taxonomy places the organism in Eukaryota, Metazoa, Chordata, Actinopteri, Centrarchiformes, Centrarchidae. Gene Ontology annotation, cellular component: cytosol. Bases 69 to 1205 code for a protein of 378 amino acids. The transcript is spliced from 11 exons. The record is from RefSeq and is a predicted model, not a curated record. Gene Ontology annotation, molecular function: arsenite methyltransferase activity.
UUGGCUUGCACUCGUUGCCUUCGCUGGUUGGGUUGGUUGCACAAAUUGUGGACUUUGUCAGCGAGACAAUGGCUGAAGGGAAGAGUGCGGGUGCAAAAGGCUUCGUUGACAGCGCCGUUCACGUGCACGUCAAGGAUUAUUAUGGCAAGGUGCUGAAGAACUCCUCAGACUUGAAGACCAAUGCCUGUGUGGCUCCAUCCCAGCAAAUCCCUGCCUUCAUCUGCCAGGCUCUGAAGAAAGUGCACCCUGAGGUUACUGCCAGGUACUAUGGCUGUGGUCUGGUGGUGCCAGAGUGCUUGGAGGGCUGCAGGAUACUGGACCUGGGCAGUGGAAGUGGGAGGGACUGCUAUGUGCUGAGCCAGCUGGUGGGCGAGAAGGGCCAUGUCACUGGCAUUGACAUGACUGAGGACCAGCUUGAAGUGGCCAGGACAUAUUUGGACUAUCACAUGAAAGAGUUUGGCUACAAGAAGCCCAAUGUCAGUUUUGUCUGGGGCUACCUUGAAGCCCUAGGAGAAGUGGGUCUGGAAAAGAGCUCAUUUGACAUCAUUAUCUCCAACUGUGUGGUGAAUCUCUCUCCAGACAAGAAGCGAGUGCUGGCUGAAGUGUACAGCGUGCUCAAGGAUGGUGGUGAGUUGUACUUCAGUGACGUCUAUAGCAGUGGAAGACUAACAGAGGAGAUUAAAAAACACAAAGUCCUAUGGGGUGAGUGUCUUGGUGGAGCGCUGUGGUGGGAGGAUCUGCUGCGAUUGGCUGAAGAAGCGGGCUUCAGCCCACCACGGCUGGUUACAGCCAGUGGCAUCACUGUCGACAACAAAGAACUGCAGGAAAUUCUAGGUGACUUCAAGUUUGUCUCUGCCACAUACCGCCUCUUCAAGGUCCCUAAAGGCAACACAAAGACCAGUCAGGUCGUAUAUAACGGGAACAUUACAGGAGUAGAGGACAGCUUCCAGUUUGACUGUCAGUACACAUUCAAGGUGGAUGAAGUGGUGGAGGUUGAUGGAGAGGUGGCCACCAUCCUGUCCCAUUCCAGAUUGUCAGAGGACUUUACUUUCCAGCCACCGGGUGGCCCCUGCGAGCUCCGCAGAGUCAAACCUAAGGCAGGCAUUGUGGAUCCUUUCGAGCUGGUCCUUCAGCUGGAGAAACAAAGUCUGGGUUCAGCCACAGGGGGAUGCUGCAGCACACGGUCUGCUGCCUGUUGCAAAUGAUGGUGGGAGGAGCACUGAGAAAUACAGGCCCAGCAUCAUUCUGUGUAUGCAUAAUAAUUAACAGUAAUUCAAAUGUACUGUCUUCGUUUUGCCGACAUGCAAUGUCAUUAUGUUGUGUCUUCGUAACAUUUCAAAUGAGAUUUCAGCAACUUAAUCCUUACUUACACAUAGAUGUGUCUUGUCUUUGAUGUUUUUACGCACUUCACAGUCAUUCUCCUGGAAAACAGAAGAUGCAAUGAAUUUAAUUUAUUGAAAAAUAAUGUUGCAUCAAUAAAAUUACUUUGGCUUUAUAUCAAGGCAACAUCUAAAUAACACAAGAUUCCAAACUUGUACGUAAUCUUGAACAGUGUUGGACACUGCAAAAUAAUUUGGUUAUAUUUAUAAAUAGAUUUUUUUUCCAUUUGUCGACAGUCUUGGACAUCUAAAUUCCAUGUCCAUGUCAUUCACACCUUCAUCAGGACCUUUGCCUUAGCAAACAACACUAGUUCUGUUGUGUUACCUCUAACGAUAAUUGAUUUGUUUAGGCAGUAUAUUGGCAGGUUUUGCAUCUGUAUGAGCUUUGCAUCAGUGUUCUAACUAAUAUCUAUAUUGAUGUGUUAAUUAUUUUCUGUUAAAGGACAAUGGAUGUUGUCAAUCAACUGAAUGUUCCAUUUACAUUUUUGUACAUAUGAUAUAAUGGGUUCUUUACACCACUGCUGCAUAAACCAAGAACGAGUCUGCUAAAGAAUGGAAGGUGCAUAGGUAAUUUGAAAUUCAGUACAAGUCACUGAUUGAAAGACACCCAUUCUGAAACUAUAAAAUGUCGGCAAUGGUUCCCAACCUGGUUGUCACGGUACCCCAUGAGGUCCUAAGAAGGGAUCAAAAGAAGGAGAAAGAAACAUAUAUACAAGUAUGGUUCCUCUUUUUCUCUUCUAUGAUAUUCUUCAAAUUAAACAAUCUGACAAGGGAAAUGGUUCCUCUUUUUCUCUUCUAUGAUAUUCUUCAAAUUAAACAAUCUGACAAGGGAAAUGGUUGAACAGUUUAUAACUCAUAUCCAUGUUAAGGCCCUAAGCUGUGAUGGAAGAUCACAAGUAGACAGUGCUUUAUUUUAUUUCACUUGUCAAAACGUUUGGGAACCACUUCUGUAGGAGACAUAGUUUUGCAUGAAUGUAGGGGGAUUUAGGUGCAUCAGCAGGCCCUUAUAUGAACUGUGUAAUGCAAUGCAAAUAAAUAGAAAACGAAUUGCCAUGUAGUUUUAUCAACAUGAGAGUUUAAAUACAAAUGUGACAUUAAAAAAUAAUUUAUUUUGCAUUA